AUGUCAAUUGUAUCGUUGUUAGGUAUUAAAGUAUUAAAUAAUCCUGCUAAAUUUUCAGAUUCAUACGAGUUUGAAAUCACAUUCGAAUGUUUGGAACCAUUGAAGAAUGAUCUAGAAUGGAAAUUAACUUAUGUGGGUUCAUCUCGUUCUUUAGAACAUGAUCAAGAAUUAGAUUCUAUUCUUGUAGGACCUGUACCAGUGGGAGUGAAUAAAUUUAUCUUUUCUGCAGAUCCACCUUCUGCAGAAUUGAUCCCUGCUAGUGAAUUAGUAAGUGUCACUGUGAUACUUCUGAGUUGUUCAUAUGAUGGUAGGGAAUUUGUUAGAGUUGGAUAUUAUGUGAAUAAUGAAUAUGAUUCUGAAGAAUUACGAGAAAAUCCCCCAGCAAAAGUUCAAGUUGAUCAUAUUGUAAGAAAUAUCUUAGCUGAGAAACCUAGAGUCACGAGGUUUAAUAUUGUUUGGGAUAAUGAAAAUGAAGGUGAUUUUUAUCCACCAGAACAACCUGAAGUAGAAGAGGAGGAGGAGGAGGAAGAAGAAGAAGAAGAGGAAGAAGGAGAAGAUGAGGACGAUGACGAGGAAGAAGAAGAGGAAGAGGCGGAAGAUCAAGAAGAUGACGACGAAGAUGUUGCAGUUGAAGAUAAUGAAAAUGAAAAUGCAAAAGCAGCAGUAGAUAAUCAAGAUGAAGAUGAGGGUGAUGAGGGUGAAGAUAUAGGAAAUAGCGAUGAGGAAGAUGAUGAGGAAGAUGACGAAGAAGAAGAUAAUCCAAAGAAAAAACGUAAAACUGAAGAAUCUUCCGCCGUCACUACUAAUAAAGAAGUGGAAGAAACUCCAAGUACACCAAAAGAUAAUGAGGCCUAA
Maudiozyma saulgeensis is the source of this 855-nucleotide messenger RNA. NCBI's taxonomy places the organism in Eukaryota, Fungi, Ascomycota, Saccharomycetes, Saccharomycetales, Saccharomycetaceae. The record is from the annotation of a GenBank genome assembly.